This is a messenger RNA of Prosopis cineraria, 2325 nucleotides long. RefSeq lists its product as uncharacterized. NCBI's taxonomy places the organism in Eukaryota, Viridiplantae, Streptophyta, Magnoliopsida, Fabales, Fabaceae. The coding region runs from base 548 to 1840 and encodes 430 amino acids. The transcript has 7 exons. The record is from RefSeq and is a predicted model, not a curated record.
CAAGGAUAAAAUAGUAACUUCACAACCUUUCUCGGUUUCUUCCCUGAAUAGCGGAGCGGGAACAAACAGUCACUCACUCACGCACACGCUCGCUCGCUCUCUCUCUCUCUCUCUACUGUGAGUAGUAGGGGAAUUCUGGUGGAAGAUGACUAGCCACCUUCACCAUGCAUUUCCAUAAUUAUAUUUUUACAUUCCCAUAAUACCCCUCUUCUCUCUGAGUGGAAUUGGAAAAGCGUCGGCAGUAUAUUUUGUAGUGUUCUGAGAUGGAAGAGGAAAAUUCCAAAUAAGCUACAAGAGGAGGAAAUAAAGGGACCCCCUUCUUCUUCCCUAUCAUCAUCUUCUCUGAAACCUGUGUCUAUCAUAUUUGUGUUAUUUUUUAAACAAACCUACCGGUUAAUCUUUUUCUGAGGGAUAUAAAUCUAGCGUGUUUUCAAAUACCCACUAGCAGUUUCUUUUCCUUUUUUCUGAAAAAGCUCUUCUAGUGUUUAGCUUCAAUACCCACCUGCGAAUUCUCAGAAAGGCGAAUCCUUUUGAAUCAGUGGCUGUAAUGGCGACGCAAUUUGGAAGUGGGAUGAUGUGGGUGGUGAAGAUGUUGUUCUGUUUCGUCUUGUUUUCGGCACCCUUGCUCACGGUGGCUGCGAGGACCUCCGUCCUCGAUGCGGGCACCGGCACCGGCACCGGCACCUCCGGUCAGAAGCUUGAGGUCCAGAUGCAGCUGAAGAAUUUGAACAGACCUGCUGUUAAGUCUAUUAAGAGCCCCGAUGGAGAUAUAAUAGACUGCGUCCAUGUCUCGCACCAGCCCGCUUUUGAUCAUCCUGAACUCAAAAACCACAAAAUUCAGACAAGACCAGAUUUCCACCCAGAAGGACGUACUUUUGGAGAAACCAAAGUCUCUUCAAAAUCCAAGCCUAUUACUCAGCUGUGGCAUCAGAAUGGAAGGUGUCCGGAAGGGACCAUUCCUAUCAGAAGAACCAGAAAAGAUGACAUAUUAAGAGCAAGCUCUGUUCAACAAUUCGGAAAGAAGAAGCACAAGGGCGUCCCUCAGCCUAGAUCUGCAAAACCUCAGCCUGACCUCAUCACUCAGAGUGGCCAUCAGCAUGCCAUAGUUUAUGUGGAGGGAGAUAAGUUUUAUGGAGCUAAGGCAACCAUAAACGUUUGGGAUCCCAAAAUUCAACAACCCAAUGAGUUUAGUCUCUCUCAAAUGUGGAUCCUUGGUGGUUCUUUUGGUCAAGAUCUUAACAGCAUCGAAGCUGGCUGGCAGGUCAGCCCUGAUCUAUAUGGAGAUAACAACACCAGACUCUUCACAUAUUGGACGAGUGAUGCGUAUCAAGCUACUGGUUGUUAUAAUCUUCUUUGCUCUGGUUUUAUUCAAAUUAACAGUCAAAUAGCCCUCGGAGCCAGCAUCUACCCACUUUCAAACUAUGGGUCUUCCCAAUAUGAUAUAAGCAUCCUUGUCUGGAAGGACCCUAAAGAGGGAAACUGGUGGAUGCAAUUUGGGAAUGAACAUGUGCUGGGAUACUGGCCGGCCCCACUAUUCUCAUACCUCUCGGACAGCGCUUCGAUGAUUGAGUGGGGAGGAGAAGUAGUGAACUCAGAAUCUGAUGGGCAACACACCUCAACACAAAUGGGAAGUGGGCAUUUCCCUGAUGAAGGAUUUGGCAAGGCAAGUUAUUUCAAGAACAUUCAGAUUGUUGAUGGUGAUAACAAGCUCAGGGCACCUAAAGACCUUGGCACUUACACUGAGCAACCCAACUGCUACAAUGUCAAAAGUGGCAAUGCAGGAGAUUGGGGAACCUAUUUCUACUAUGGUGGUCCUGGAAAGAACCCUAAUUGCCCGUGAUCGAUCAGGCUGCGAAAGAAGAGAAAAGGUAGACGGUUUUUUAGUCUCUUAUAGCUAGUACCUUGUGUUAGCCCCUAUCGAGUUCAGAUCCUUCAAAAGCCAGAGACAAAUCUUGAAUCUGUGUUUGAACCUGCGCUUGUUAGGUUGGUCUGUUUUUGAGUUCUGUUGUAUGAUAGUAUUUGAUUUCCAAAUAGGGUCUCCAAAUAAUUCAUUGGAGAAAAAGGGGUGGUGGGUUCCUUUAAUUUUCAUGACAAUUUCUUCUUCACUGGUGUAUGCUGUUGAUAAAAUAGUGUUUUUGUUUUGUUCCUCUCUCUGGAGUUAUUUGAAUGCUGGAAUGUGAAUGUGAAGGAGGGAAUAUUCUAGUAUUGGACAGGUGAAUAUGUAUUUAAUUAUUAUUUUAGCAUGUUGUUGGAUUUGUGAAAAGCUGUCUUGAUGAUGAUGAUGAUGAUGAUGAUGAUAAAAGGCAUUUAUAUAGUUUUGUUCUA